Molecule: messenger RNA, 1500 nt
Organism: Cladophialophora psammophila CBS 110553
Lineage: Eukaryota; Fungi; Ascomycota; Eurotiomycetes; Chaetothyriales; Herpotrichiellaceae
Exons: 1
Coding region: 1-1500 (499 amino acids)
Biological process (GO): xenobiotic detoxification by transmembrane export across the plasma membrane
Cellular component (GO): membrane
Molecular function (GO): antiporter activity; xenobiotic transmembrane transporter activity
Source: RefSeq, a predicted model, not a curated record
AUGGCCGGACGUCGACCCUCUGAGACCAGUGCUCUUCUCAAUGAGCAUGGAAUUGAUGACUUCCGGAAAUCUAUCGAGCAAAUCGAUCAGAGAAUAUACGGUACCACCGACGAGGAGGAAUCUUCGCUGUUAAAGGGCCCCGAACUCGAGACGACAUGGAAGACAGAAACUGCUCUGGUGGCUCGAUAUUCGGGUCCCCUGAUAUUGACCUAUAUUUUACAAUACUCGUUCUCCCUGGUCACGGUCUACGUUGCUGGGCGCUUGGGGACGAAGGAAUUGGGAGCGGCCUCCCUUGCCACCAUGACAGCCAAUAUUACGGGGCUGUGCGUCUAUGAAGGACUGGCCACCAGUCUCGACACUCUCACCUCGCAGGCAUUUGGCAACGAUAAGAAACACCUAGUGGGUCUCCAUGUCCAACGCAUGAGUCUCCUGGUUUGUGUGGUCACCAUUCCAAUCGGCGCCAUCUGGAUCUGCUCUCCUUGGAUAUUAUCGGCCAUUGUGCCCGAGAAAGACGAGGCUCUCCUGGCAGGCACUUUCAUGCGCAUCUACUUGGUGGGUGGUCCUGCCUGGGCCAUCUUUGAAGCUGGAAAGCGUCUUUGCCAGGCCCAAGGCGACUUUACCGCCUCCCUCGUUGUCGUCCUGGUCUGCGCUCCUCUGAACAUUCUCUGGAACUGGCUCUUGGUUUUCCACUUCAACCUGGGCUUUGCGGGUGCCGCUUGGGCCGUGGUCAUUUCCAACAACCUCCAGCCGAUCGUCCUGGCGUUGUACGUCGCCUACAUCGCUCCCUCGAACUUGCAAUGUUGGCCGGGCCUCGAUCUGCGGCGAGCAUGUCAGAACUGGGGUCCCAUGAUCAAAUUGGCGAUCCCUGGGGUCCUCAUGACCUUUUCUGAAUGGUUUGCCUUCGACAUCCUCACAAUUGCAGCCGGGUAUCUGAGUGAACCAGACCUCGCAGCUCAGUCCGUCUUGGUGACUGUGGUUGUUACCAUGUAUCAUAUUCCCUUUCCCAUAUCCAUUGCAGCCUCGACCAGAUUCGGCAAUCUGAUUGGAUAUGGUGCGUUGAAAGCUGCUCGGACGGCAUGGAAGACACACUAUCUCAUCUUCGUGUGCAUUGGCACGUUUGAUGUCAUCUUGCUGACAUCUUGCCGACACGUUAUUGCAGCCAUUUUCACCACGGACGAUGCGGUAAGAGCAAUCAUCGCGACCGUCAUGCCUAUAACCGCGGCAGCCCAACUCUUCGACGCCCUUCUGGCAAUCUCAAACGGUCUUUUGCGUGGCCUCGGCAGACAAAAAAUCGGCGGCUGGGUUAAUUUGGGGGUGUACUACCUCUUCGCUCUUCCAUUAUCGUUCUUCUUGUGUUUCGGUCCGCCUCAAAUGGGACUAAGCGGCAUGUGGAUCGGUCCAUGCACAGGACUCGGCUGCGCAACAAUCAUCAUGGCCACGUACAUGCGGUUGACCGACUGGCAAAAAGCUGUCGAAGAUGCACGAGCACGGGAGGAGUAG